AACAACAACAGCAGCAGCAGCAACAACAGCAACAGCAACAGCAGCUGUUACAUCAACAACAACUACAGAAGCAGCACCUGGAGUUGCAGCAGAGGCAUCUGAAAUUGCUGGAAUUGGAGAAGCAGAGGAUUGAGAAACAGAGGCAACAAACUGCUUAUAUAAACGCGCACGGCGGCGGCGUGGUGUGCGUGGGGCGCGGCGGCUCGUGCGGCGGCUCGCUCACCACGCACGCGGCCGGCCUGCGCGCGCCGCUGCAGCACUGCCGCGACCCGCACUCGCUCAUAGCCGCCAACGCGCUCAGGCGGCGGGACGAAGCAGCAGCGCAGGCGGCCGCCAAGCCCCCCGAGGACCCGAAGAGCGACGGUCGCAAGCAAACGUGGGAGCAGGCGCUGGCCCAUAUCAACCAGCUCGCCAAGGGGAACAAGGAUAAGAAAAAGCAGAAGGACAAAGAACAGAAGAAGCAAGAAGACAAAGCCUCCAAAGAGCAGCAACAGCAACAGCAGCAGCGAUCCAACUCACUGCCGGAGACACAACAGCUGUCCAAGAAGCAGAGGAAACUGCUCGCUAAGCAACAGGCUGAAGAAGAAGAGAAGAAGAAACAACAGCAGCAACAGCAACAAGAGACCAAGAAGAAGGCUGAAACAAAGAAACCAGAAGUCAAGACUGAACCCAAGAAGGCCGAGAAGAAACCGGAGCCCGCCAAGAAGGUGGAGCCCGCUAAGAAGGAGGACAAGAAAGAGAAGGCAGCUGAAAAGAAGGAGAAGAAGAAAGAGAACAAGCAGGAGAAGACGCCACCACCACAACCGAAAGCGAAGCAACCGCCGCAACAGCCACAACCACAAGCUAACAGCAAGAAGGAGAAUAAGAAACAACAGCAACAACAACAACAGCAACAACAGCAGCAGCAGAAGCCGCAAGUUGUUAACAUCACUUCAGAUACUACCAUACAAGUUGUUAAUAAAAAGACCCCUUGCAAUGCUGAGCCAGAGAAGCCGGCCUCGUGCAGCAUCAUGGAACAGCUCAGCUGUGGGGUACAGGUGGCGGACCUCAAACUACCUCCUGGUAUCACUCUGACGCGCGUCCAACCGAACGAGAGGAAGGAACCUCCUCCCAUCAAGUCUGUGCCGCUGUGGAAGUGCGGUCAGCUGGCAGCGCCGCCGACGCCGGCCCCGCGCGGGCCCGCGCUCAUCACGGCCGAGCCCGCCACGCACAGCUACUACAGCCCCGCGCCGCCGCCCGCGCAUGAACCGCCAAAACCAGUAGUAAUACCAGAACCAACGCCGGCCCCAGUCGGCAAAUCAAAGAAAGCCAAAAAGAAGGCAAAGAAAGCCGCCGCCGCCGCCGAGGCCGACACCAAACCCGACGGAAGCAAGAUUGUGACCCUACGGAACCCAAUGUUCCAUCCCAACCUCCCACCAGUGCAAAUAACUAACCAAACAGCGCAGAAGAAGCAGGAACAGAUUCGAAUCCCGGACCCCAUACCCAUGCCGCCCAACGCCUGCCAAGCGACCAUCACACCCACUUCAAAUGGAAUGUACACCAUACGAAACCCGUUAAUGACCAUGAUGCAUCAACAGAGCUUAAUGGGAGUGAGGAACCCAACCCCACCAACCAACCCCAUGUACGGACAGUACAACUACGUCAACCCGAACACGUACAACCCAACCCCAAACCCUAAUACCAACCCAACACAGUACCCUGAAAGCAAACCGGACGACUUUCAAACCCGGAUUAUGAAUCUUGCAUCGUUCACACAGAAAAACGACGAAGGCUACUCCCUGUUCAAGACCAACGAUGACAACCACCAGCGCAGCUUCCUAACACCAGAAUAUUACGAGGAACAAACACCGAAAUCCGUCGUCUCGCCCAAUCCUAUCGGCACUCGACCGGACUCGACUAGAUACGAUAACGACACAUCACUAUUCGCCAACUCGACUAUACAGCGACCGGAGCCUAUAGGCACACCACUAAAACGCGAAGAAAAUCAUGACUACGCAGGGUUGUAUACACCGUUUGGGCAAGAAGAUAGGAAUGUAUUCAGAAACGCUUUGUUCAGUGAUCGUAAUGAGAUGAAAGAUGAUUUAGGGGUUAAUCACAUGGCUAACGGGGACUCGCUUCCGUACUUCCAGAGACUCAGGGUUGGGUCCAAGUUGAAUAGUGAGGUGACAAUACAUCACGUUACCGAAUCCAAGUUUUAUAAGACGCAGGACCCCUGUGAGGUAGGCCCGGGCGGGCGGCCAGCGUGGCCGUCACAACUGUACGAGCCACCACCAGACGCCGGCCCGGUGUCCCCGACGGGGUCGUGCGGCAAGUGCGGCGCGUCCGACACGCGCUUCGGGCCCGUGGGCGCGCGCGCCAAGCAAGCGCAACACGACACCGAAUCCAGCGUGUUCCUCCCGGACUCGAGCAUAACCAACCUCUCGUCUCUGGAGGUGUCAGAGAGAGAGAUAGAAUCAUUCAAACGUUUCGACUUCUAUUUCGAACCGCCGCAACAUAAGCCGAAAGUCAGACUUGACGUCAGGGACAUAGCCGCGGCUUUGAGGCAGAAUCAUAAGUAAAAUGUUCAUGAAAAGACUUAAUGAUAAGGUAUUUGAUUUAAUAUAAUAUUACAAAGCUGUUUUGUCCGUCAGAUAGAUUUAUAAAUAAUAUUUAAUUUGUAUUUUUCAAUUUAUCACGUCAUUAAAACGAUGUGAGAUUUUAAUUCACUGGGGAUACAGAGAUUUAAAAUCUCGUGUGAUGUUGUUCAUUUUUUGUUAACGAGAAAAAAAUACGUAUCCAAUAUUGUUCAAA
Messenger RNA from Trichoplusia ni (cabbage looper), 2790 nucleotides. RefSeq lists its product as uncharacterized. The record is from RefSeq and is a predicted model, not a curated record. Lineage: Eukaryota; Metazoa; Arthropoda; Insecta; Lepidoptera; Noctuidae. The transcript is spliced from 13 exons. Bases 1011 to 2558 code for a protein of 515 amino acids.